GUUUGUAUUUUUUCCCUCUAAUUAAAUUGACUCUUUAAGAACCAGUUUUAGUUACUAAUUUAUUGAUUUGACUCUCUCUAUUUUUUAAUAAUUAUAUAUGGUAAGAUCAUUACUUUGUGAGUCAAAUAAGUUUCUUAUAUAUAUGAUUCACUCGAAUAUUGAUAUAGUGUGUAAAACAAAAGAUGAUAUCCACCAAAGCAUAUAGCCUCUUCAUUGUCUCCUUAGCCUUAGCCUUUACCUCUUCAUUAUCUUUCACGGCUCCAGUCUUCACCGUAAAGAUAACCAACAACCUUGCACUUGGCUCUAAACCGAUCAUCAUAAGCUGCAUCUCGUCCAAAUUAGAUACUUCGUCUCAGGUGUUAUUUCGAGGUGAGCCUUUUGGGUUGAUGUUUAACACAGACCAAUCAGUUAAAUGGAGUUGCGACAUCUUCUCAUCAUCGGGAGCCAAAAAGACUAGUUUCGUCCUCUUUGAUCUUGAUAGAGACAAAUCAAGAUGCAGACCCGAUGGUUUAUGUCUAUGGCAAAUCAAUCCUGAUGGUUUCUACCUAUAUGUCGCUUCUAUUCAAAAAUACCAAAAGCAAUUCAAUUGGUGAUACACCAGACAAUAUGCAUUGUGUUAUUGUAUCGUUGAUUUUUAUAUAUAAUAAGACUUCUAAAGUAUGUUUGAACUU
This is a messenger RNA of Arabidopsis lyrata subsp. lyrata, 671 nucleotides long. RefSeq lists its product as uncharacterized. Bases 183 to 593 code for a protein of 136 amino acids. Lineage: Eukaryota; Viridiplantae; Streptophyta; Magnoliopsida; Brassicales; Brassicaceae. The record is from RefSeq and is a predicted model, not a curated record. The transcript has a single exon.